UGGGAAAGUCAAGGGCAAACCCUAGCAAUACUGUAUACCAAGACGGUCAGUCAGUUUUAUGGGAUGUUGUCCAUCCUCUGGACUUUGCUGCUUGCCCUGGCGCUGCUGAGUGGAGAUGGAGAAGCCCAGAGCUGCAAACCAGAGCUGAGAGGCCUUGUGCGCAACUUAGCCAAACACCGUCCAGCCUUUCAGUCCUCCAUGUUUGCAAAUUUGGACAUCACCGUGGCGACCAAGGCUGUGGAUGGGAAUUGCGACGGGGACUUUGCUAAAGGCCAGUCCUGCAGCCACACCGAAUGGAACUGGGAGCCCUGGUGGUACGUGGAUUUGGGGGACAGCUACGCCAUCGCUACCGUGGUUGUGAAAAACCGUGGGGACUGCUGUGGGCACAGAAUUCAGGGAGCCCAGGUCCGCGUGGGAGACAACCUGAAGGACCAUGGCAAAUCCAACCCCCUCUGUGGGACCAUCACAGAAACCGGCCUGGGAUCCAUCAUCAUCAUCAGCUGCUAUGGGUUGAAGGGACGCUAUUUGAGCAUCAUCAUCCCGGGCCGGAAAGAGUACCUCCACGUCUGCGAGUUGAAGAAAAGAAGUUCUGGUUGCCAAUUUGCCAAGAAGGGCCACCAACAUUUCUCUUUUUCCCUAAGAAAAAGAGGCAAGUUUUCCUUGUGGGACAAAGGAGGACCCCUCUGCAGCCCAAGAUCCAGCACUGGGACCUUGUCUUUCUGCGGGAUGUCCAUCCUCUGGACCAGUCUGCUUGCCCUGGCGCUGCUGAGUGGAGAUGGAGAAGCCCAGAGCUGCAAGCCAGAGAUGAAAGGCCUUGUUCGCAACUUAGCUGAAAACCGUCCGGCUUUUCAGUCCUCCUUCUUAGAAAAUAUGGAAACCUGCUUCGCAAACAAGGCUGUGGAUGGGGAUUGCAAUGGAGACUGGUAUAAAAGCAGCUCCUGCAUCCACACUGACCGGGACCAGGAGCCCUGGUGGUACGUGGACCUGGGAGAUCACUACGCCAUCGCUGCCGUGAUCGUGAAAAACCGGGGGGACUGCUGUGGGGACAGGAUUUGGGGAGCCCAGAUCCACGUGGGAGACAACCUGGAGGACCAUGGCAAAUCCAACCCCCUCUGUGGGUCCAUCACAGACACCAGACCAGGCUCCAUCAGCACCAUACACUGCUAUGGGUUCAAGGGCCGCUAUGUGAGCAUCAUCAUCCCCAACCGGAGAGAGUACCUCAAUCUCUGCGAGGUGGAAGUGUAUGGGACCAAGAUACACAAUGUGUGCUAAACAUCACCCGUUCUAGUUUUUGUUGUUGUUGUGACUUCAAGUCAUUUCUGACUUAUGGCAACUCUAAGGCAAAGCUAUCACAGGGUAUUCUAGGGCUGAGAGUGUGUGACUCACCCUAAAGCAGAUGGGAGAAAUCAGCAAUUGUACUGCAAUAAACCUCAGUUACAUCCA
Messenger RNA from Sceloporus undulatus (fence lizard), 1443 nucleotides. RefSeq lists its product as uncharacterized. The transcript has 8 exons. Bases 64 to 1272 code for a protein of 402 amino acids. NCBI's taxonomy places the organism in Eukaryota, Metazoa, Chordata, Lepidosauria, Squamata, Phrynosomatidae. The record is from RefSeq and is a predicted model, not a curated record.